AUGACCCUUUACCUAGACCGUAUGAGGGAGAUGGCAAACGAGUUCGAACAAUUUUCUAUUGGGAAACGACCACAGAUGGAAAACAGGAACGCAGAUGCCUUAGCAUAUCUUUCUUUAGCAAUCGAAACUGAUACCACCCGAUUCGUUAUAGUGGAUUUCCAAGAGUUACCUAGCAUCUCCGAUAGCCAUUUUUUUCUGACUCUCGAACACGCUAGUGGGGGCGAGAGGGUAGCUACAUCAGCACAGGGAGAUACUGAGAACAUCGACAACAAUAUGGAUGUUGACAGCCCAGUGAUAGAUGAUUCAGGCAAUCAUGCUGAAAACGUUGCAGACAGGCGUCAGCCUUACAUCCAGUAUUUGACAACCGACGAACUCCCAGAAGAUGAGCAUCUCGCUUCAAAGGUGAAAAAGAAUUCUUGGAGAUAUUCGAUGAUCGAGGGGCAUCUAUACCGCAAACCUGUGGCUUUAGAGCCAUUUUUACGAUGCAUAUCAGCAGAAGAAGGGCCGACGGAGGAUCAUGAAGGAAUAUGUGGCAGCCAUUCUGGAGGACGCAGUCUCGCGCACAAGAUACUUACCCAGGGGUAUUUCUGGCCAUAUUGGAAGAAAGAUGCUAAAGAAUACGCGCAGAAAUGUGUGCCAUGCCAAGAGCAUGCUCCGAUUCCUAAAAGGCCCGCCAACGAAUUGCAUCCAGUUUUCAGUCCCUGGUCAUUCUCUAUGUGGGGACUGGACAUCGUCGGACCACUUCCCAAAGCUCCUGGAGGCGUUAAAUUCAUACUAGAUGCUACAGAUUAUUUCACCAAAUGGGUCGAAGCAGUGGCACUGGUACACGUUACCAGACAUGAUGUGAAAAGACAAUGGGAAGCAGUUCGAUUCUGGGGUGAUCAAAGAUUUUUACAAGAACCUGAAUAUUCGCCACAACUUCUGAUCUCCUUACUAUGCUCAGAGCAACGGGCAGGCGGAAGCGACCAAUCACGUUAUCAUGGACAAUCUCAAGAAAAGGAUGGAGAAAGCGAAGGGGAAGUGGACAUAAGAAUUCCCUGGAGUCCUAUGGUCCUAUCGGACGACCCCAAAAAGAUCCACUGGAGUUUCACCAUUUACACUGGCUUAUGGGACAGAGGAGGUCAUACCCACAGAGGUACAUCUCAAGACUACCAAAACUCGCGCUGUCAAAUCUGGAAAAAAAUUGACAGCAUAGUGGCUUUGGAUAAAGAGUUGCUGGAAGAACAAAGAGAAACAUCCUUGCAGCAGUUAGUUCGAUACCAGCAGGCAAUCAAGAUGAUCUAUGAUCCUAAGGUCAUAGAACGGUCAUUUAAACUAGGGGAAUAUGUCUUGAAGAAAACUCGAGCAGCCACAAUGGAACCUAACUGUGGGAAGCUCGGAACAACUGGGAAGGUCCUUACAUAG
Molecule: messenger RNA, 1404 nt
Organism: Papaver somniferum (opium poppy)
Lineage: Eukaryota; Viridiplantae; Streptophyta; Magnoliopsida; Ranunculales; Papaveraceae
Exons: 2
Coding region: 1-1404 (467 amino acids)
Molecular function (GO): nucleic acid binding
Source: RefSeq, a predicted model, not a curated record